Aspergillus ibericus CBS 121593 is the source of this 887-nucleotide messenger RNA. RefSeq names its product CTAG/PCC1 family protein. The transcript is spliced from 2 exons. Gene Ontology annotation, cellular component: EKC/KEOPS complex. The coding region runs from base 78 to 410 and encodes 110 amino acids. Lineage: Eukaryota; Fungi; Ascomycota; Eurotiomycetes; Eurotiales; Aspergillaceae. The record is from RefSeq and is a predicted model, not a curated record.
GCUAUAUAGACAAUUGACCUACUGCUGCAAUUCUUACUUCACACUCCUAUACCGUCAAUAAAUUCGCCUGUUCAAAAAUGGCCUCCAACAAUGACUCCACCGAAUUCCCUUAUACUCUGACCAUCUCCCUCCCUCUCCCCACCAACCGUCUCGCAUCCUCUGCCCUCCGUACCCUCGAAGUCGACGCCGAGCUCUCCCCCUUCGUGAAGCGAAGCUUCGCCCUAACCACCCCCACCAAAGAGCCCACCGCCUCCGAGGAAGCCAAAACCGUUCUGGAGACGACCUACCGUGCAACCACGAAUCGCAUGCUGCGUGUCGCCGUGAACGGCUUCAUGGAGAACCUGGGUGUUGUCCUUGGCGUGAUGGAGGAAUUGGACGUGGAUGUGUUUGACGCCGAGGACGAGAAAUGAAUGCAGAAAAGCUUGGUUUACCAUACACAGGGGACCUGAAGGAAUUUAUUCUUGUGAGGAUAUCUACUAUGCUACGAGACAUCGUGUGGCCCGAUCUGGUUGAUUUGAGAUAUCCAGUUUUGGGGCGCUAGUCAGGUCCGGUCGGAUGGAUCCCGGAUACCGGAUGUUAAGUUCUCGUGGUAAAAACGAGACGAGCCGUGUCCGGAGCGUGGAAGGGGAUGCGUGGAUGCGUACCGUGGAUGGGAGAGCCUACGUCGGCAGUGCAAUGGGGCUCGGAAGGGGGUUCACAUCAGUAGAUCGGGUUGGUGAUAAAAUUGGGAUAAUUUGAGGUGGCUAUUUGGUUAUUAGGUUGUCGGCACUUGGCUGUGACCUGGGAGGGCCUAGAAAAGUAUCACUAAUCACUUGUGCAGUACGGAGUAUAGGGUAGAUACGAAAUACGAAACAACAUGCGAUGGAAAAAAGCUCCAGCCAAGAAGG